AUGCAGCCGCCCAGCUCGCGGAUCGUCACCUUCCUGCGCAGCAACAAGGCCACGAGCCAGCUGCUGCUGGAGACCGACUGGGAGUCCAUCCUGCAGAUCUGCGACAUGAUCCGCCAGGGCGACACGCAGGCCAAGUACGCGGUCAGCGCCAUCAAGAAGAAGGUCAGCGACAAGAACCCGCACGUGGCUCUCUACGCGCUGGAGGUCAUGGAGUCCGUCGUGAAAAACUGUGGCCAAACCGUCCACGAUGAGGUAGCCAAUAAACAGACCAUGGAAGAACUGAAAGAAAUACUCAAGAGGCAAGUGGAGUCAAGUGUCCGCAGUAAAAUCCUGUACCUUAUCCAGGCCUGGGCUCACGCCUUCCGCAACGAGCCCAAGUACAAGGUGGUGCAGGACACCUACCAGAUCAUGAAGGUGGAAGGUCACGUGUUCCCGGAGUUCAAGGAGAGCGAUGCCAUGUUUGCUGCCGAGAGGGCUCCGGACUGGGUGGAUGCGGAGGAGUGUCACAGAUGCCGAGUGCAGUUUGGCGUCAUGACGCGGAAGCAUCAUUGCCGGGCCUGUGGGCAGAUCUUCUGUGGCAAGUGCUCCUCCAAGUAUUCCACUAUUCCUAAGUUUGGGAUUGAGAAGGAAGUGAGAGUCUGUGAACCCUGUUACGAGCACCUCAACAAGAAAGCCGAGGGCAAAGCUGCUGCCACCUCUGAACUGCCCCCUGAGUACCUGACCAGCCCUCUUUCUCAGCAGUCCCAGCUGCCUCCGAAGCGUGACGAGACGGCCCUGCAGGAGGAGGAGGAGCUGCAGCUGGCUAUUGCCUUGUCGCAGUCAGAGGCCGAGGAGAAGGAGAGGAUGAGGCAGAAAACCACCUACUCCAUGUACCCAAAGGCUGAGCCGCCCCCGGUGACCUCGUCAGCGCCGCCGGUCAGCACGCUCUACUCCCCGCCCGUGAAUUCAUCUGCGCCACUGGCUGAGGACAUUGACCCUGAGCUGGCUCGGUACCUGAACCGCAACUACUGGGAGAAGAAACAGGAGGAGGUUCGCAAGAGCCCCACGCCGUCGGCCCCGCUGUCCCUUACGGAGCCCACGGCUCAGCCCGGGGAAGCCCACCCUGCCCCACUCAGCGUGGUUGAGCAGCAGUACCAGAACGGUGAGUCUGAGGAGAACCACGAGCAGUUCCUGAAGGCCCUGCAGAACGCGGUCACCACCUUUGUCAACCGCAUGAAGAGCAACCACAUGCGUGGUCGCAGCAUCACCAACGACUCUGCAGUACUCUCCCUCUUCCAGUCCAUUAACAACAUGCACCCCCAGCUGCUGGAGCUGCUCAACCAGCUGGAUGAGCGCAGGCUGUACUACGAAGGCCUGCAGGACAAGCUGGCCCAAAUCCGGGAUGCGCGGGGGGCUCUGAACGCGCUGCGGGAGGAGCACCGGGAGAAGCUGCGCCGCGCCGCGGAGGAGGCAGAGCGCCAGCGCCAGAUCCAGCUGGCCCAGAAGCUGGAGAUCAUGCGCCAGAAGAAGCAGGAGUACCUGGAGAUGCAGCGUCAGUUGGCCAUCCAGCGGCUGCAGGAGCAGGAGAAGGAGAGGCAGCUGCGGCUGGAGCAGCAGAAGCAGACCAUCCAGAUGCGCGCCCAGAUGCCGGCCUUCUCGCUGCCCUACGCCCAACUGCAGGCGAUGCCGGCAGCCGGCGGCGUCAUCUACCAGCCCUCGGGGCCCACCAGCUUCCCCGGCACCUUCAGCCCCGCCGGCUCCGUGGAGGGCUCGCCCAUGCACAGCGUCUACAUGAACCAGGCGGCGCAGGGGGGCACGGCGCCCUACUCGGCAAUGCCCGUCUCCGGGACAGAUCCCAGCAUGGUGAACGCCUACAUGUACCCGCCGGGCGCGGGCAGCGGGCAGGUGGCCCAGCAGGGCCAGGCCGUGCCCACCACCACCCCGGCCUACUCGUCCUACCAGCCCACCCCAACGCAGGGCUACCAGAGCGUGGCGUCGCAGGCGCAGAGCAUCGCCCCGCUGCCGCAGAGCGCCCAGGCGGGCAGCAUGGGCUACAUGGGCAGCGCCUCCGUGUCCAUGGGCUACCAGCCCUACACCAUGCAGGGCCUCCUCUCGUCGCUGCCCGGGCAGGAGGCGCUGGGCGCGCUGCCGCCGCCGCAGCAGCCGCCCUACGGGCCGGGCCAGCAGCCCCUCUACCAGCCGGUGGCGGGGGGCGCGCCCCCCCCCGCGCCGCCCGCGCCCGCCCCCCCGGCCGGCGAGGCCCAGCUCAUCUCCUUCGACUGA
This is a messenger RNA of Nothoprocta perdicaria, 2262 nucleotides long. RefSeq names its product hepatocyte growth factor-regulated tyrosine kinase substrate (gene HGS). Bases 1 to 2262 code for a protein of 753 amino acids. Gene Ontology annotation, molecular function: ubiquitin binding; phosphatidylinositol binding; metal ion binding. Lineage: Eukaryota; Metazoa; Chordata; Aves; Tinamiformes; Tinamidae. The record is from RefSeq and is a predicted model, not a curated record. The transcript is spliced from 21 exons.